GUUUACAGUAUGAAAAGAUGCUCAAACUUCGCCCUCUUAAAAAUAACCCUUUUGGCUAUAGCUAUAGGAGGAUUGUGGAUCCUGGACUAUCAAUUCAAUUUCAUAUCGGAACUUAUCAUCGGAGACGAGCUUGCAGCAAUAGAAUUGCACAAUCCGACUGGGGAAAUAAAGUUACCUAUUUCAAAGUCUACCGUAGCGUCAAGUCAAAGAUUUGAUAUCAAAAGCAUGGUUACACAAACUAAAACCCCUUUUACCGGUAUUUCUGAAUAUGAUCAAUUAACGAACGAAGUAGAAAAGCAGUUGGAGUAUGAUGAUAAUCUGUCCUUCGCAAAAUCCAUUAAAACGAUUAACGAAGUCAACGAAAAGUUUAAAACCCAUCAUAUGAAACCGGGCAAGAAAGAAGAACAGGCACGAAAAUCGUUCGAGCGAAUGGGAGCGGAGGAGCGAAUAGCAGCUAGAAUGAAAAGAAUAAAUACACUCUGUGAGGACCAAACCUAUCCAAACUUCCAUAAUUUCAAUUUCUACUUCUUCAAAGAUUUUGGCCCCAAAGGAAUCACUUGGUGUCCAGUAUUUAAAGCGGGUAGUUCUACUUGGAGAGAUUUCUUUAUCGACCAUCUUGUGGAACCAGAAGCAACCGUUCAAAAUGAGCAUUACCACCUAGGCCUCCUUUCCCAAUUUGACGUUGGUCAUACUUACACUUAUACUGAAAGGAUCACCCCAGUAGAAUCCAAGUAUCGAAAUUAUCAGAGAGAAACCAACGGUAGUGUACGAUUCACUGUUGUAAGACAUCCCCUAUUUAGACUGAUAAGUCACCUUCAUAAGGCACAAAACUAUCCGUACGAGGUGAAGCGACAACGCAAAAUGUGGACCGAGGAAGCCAUUGUGAAUGCUAGGACAAACUCAUGGUGGGACGAUGAGACUAAAACAAAAUACAGACAGGAGUUGACUCAAUAUGUGGAUGAACUUGAGCCUGUAGUGGAUCAUACUCCCUAUUCAAAAGACAAUCCAUAUCUUCAUCCCCCUUACCCAACUUUUGUGGAAAUGAUUGACUUUAUGAUAAAACACAGAGAACCUAGAGUUGACAAUCAAGGAGCAAACGGUCACUGGCGGCCAGCCGUAGAAUGGUGUGACAUUUGUCAAAAUAAUUUUGAUAUCAUCAUUAAAUUGGAAGAGGAACCAGACGAAUUAAUGGUUCUUCUAGAGAAACUGAAUAUGCUCGAGUAUAAAGAUGAUUUUAUGAAAAGACAUAAUUCUUCAAAUAAAAAGUCACUUUCGGAGAAUGAAGAAUUGGAAAAUUAUAUAAAAUUCCUUGAUGAAAAGCAGAUAAAGUUUUUAAACAAAAUGUAUGAACGAGAUUUUGAAAUACUUGGUUAUGAGCCAAUACAGUCACAAGGCUAUCCGUCAUAGCAGUUUUUAUUUGUUUAAAAGAUAUAUUUCAUUACUUACUUUUGAUCAGUCUUCAGUAAUAUUCUUACGUGGAAAUUGUCAUUAAUAGAAAUUGAAUGAACAACAAUUAACUUCGCAAAUUUGUAAUGAGUUAGCCAAAAAACAGCU
Bolinopsis microptera is the source of this 1554-nucleotide messenger RNA. RefSeq lists its product as uncharacterized. Gene Ontology annotation, cellular component: membrane. The transcript has 2 exons. Gene Ontology annotation, biological process: carbohydrate biosynthetic process. NCBI's taxonomy places the organism in Eukaryota, Metazoa, Ctenophora, Tentaculata, Lobata, Bolinopsidae. Bases 10 to 1407 code for a protein of 465 amino acids. Gene Ontology annotation, molecular function: sulfotransferase activity. The record is from RefSeq and is a predicted model, not a curated record.